Spodoptera frugiperda (fall armyworm) is the source of this 727-nucleotide messenger RNA. RefSeq names its product trafficking protein particle complex subunit 3 (gene Bet3). Gene Ontology annotation, cellular component: cytosol; TRAPP complex; cis-Golgi network membrane. The record is from RefSeq and is a predicted model, not a curated record. The transcript has 4 exons. Gene Ontology annotation, biological process: intra-Golgi vesicle-mediated transport; endoplasmic reticulum to Golgi vesicle-mediated transport. NCBI's taxonomy places the organism in Eukaryota, Metazoa, Arthropoda, Insecta, Lepidoptera, Noctuidae. The coding region runs from base 141 to 671 and encodes 176 amino acids.
GUUUGAGCUAUUGAUUUGUGGUGUACGUUUGCCUGAUUUUGAUAGAUUGUAAAUUAAAUUAAAUCAGCAAAAAGGUGUUCUUGUUGAUAAAUAACAAUAUUCUACAUUAAAUAGAACAGAUUCUACGUUAAACUACAAAAAUGUCUAGACAAACGUCUCGUCUCGAUGCCAAGAAAGUCAAUUCUGAGCUCCUAACCCUCACUUAUGGCGCUCUGGUGUCUCAAAUGCUGAAAGAGACUGAAAAUCCUGAGGAUGUGAACAAGCAAUUGGAACGUAUUGGUUACAACAUGGGCGUUAGACUAAUCGAAGAUUUCUUGGCCAGAACAACGUCGACACGAUGCCUGGAGAUGAGGGAGACCGCUGACAAGAUACAGCAGGCUUUCAGGUUAUACCUAAACAUGCAGCCCACAGUGACUAGCUGGAGUAGCUCCGGAGACGAGUUCUCUCUGGUCUGGGACCAGUGUGCCUUGAGCGAUUGGGUGGAGAUGCCCAACAAUGGGUUGCGGUACUGCGCACUGAUUCCCGGAGCCAUCCGAGGAGCUCUGCAGAUGGUACAGCUUGAAGUGCAGUGCUGGUUUGUGCAGGAUCAACUGAAAGGCGAUGCAGUAACUGAAUUACGGGUGAAAUAUAUCAAGAGAUUAGAAGACGCAGUGCCCGCUGGUGAAGACUAGUCAUUUAUUCUAUUGUAUAACUUUAUUUUAUUCUCAUUAUAAGUCUACAAGCAAAA